AUGGAAAUUGACUCGAUAUUUAAAUUAUUACCCACAGAAAUUCGUCAAGAAAUAUUUAAAAAUUUUGACAAAGGAACUUUAUUCAAAUGUCUAUUACUUGAUCGGCAAUUUUGUCGUGAAAUCGUGCCGAUUCUUUGGGAAGCACCGUUACUAGAAUCUAGUAUUUUAAAGCAAAGAACUAUCAGUGCUGACAAACAAAUGAACAACAUCAUCGGUGUUUAUGUUAGAAGCUUCACGAAUACGACAUGGAUGUAUCUCUAUACAAAUGGAAAUGGCAUCCGACCACAAAAUACCCGACAACCAACCUUUAAUUAUGCUUCUUUUUUGCGCCAUUACGAACCAAAUUCAGUAUAUAUCGCGGUAGGCGUAUGGUUGCUUCGUAAUAGUAUGCGAAAUGAUCACAUAAACUGCAAGCUUGUUGCGAGUUCCUUGUGUAAACUCUUCCUAACUGAGUCGAAUUUGUUGCGAUCCUUGCAUUACGACUUUGAGAAUGACAAGGAUUUUUGGGAUUCGAUUCCUCAGGACUGUUCAGCCCAAGUAUUAUUGAAAAACCUCAAAGAAUUAAAGAUUCAUGAAUUCUCUUUCGAAAAGCAUCAACCAAUGUUUUUUGAAAAUCUGGCGAAUGCUUGUCAUUCAAUUCGUGGAGUCACACUUGAAGCAAACUCAAUUUCACCCCUUCAAACUCAAGACAUACGAGUAAACAAACAUACUGUCGAAGGGUUAAAAAAGGCUCUAAGUGCGCAAAGUGAAUUGCAAUGGAUUCGCAUAUAUUCUUUUCCAAGUUAUGCUAUCAAACUCAUCUGUCAUGCUCUAAAUCCGUCAGCUGAAAAAUUACGGGCUAUACAAUUUUCCGGUAUCAAUUUCGAAUAUUAUAGAGCUGAGAACAUAAUUUCAGGAUUGAGUGCUUGCAUCAAUCUGCUCUGUCUAGAUUUUAUAAAUUGCACUUCAUUAGAGCAGCAAUAUUGGUAUGAAGCCGCACAAAAUUUUCAGAAACUGGAAUAUUUGUCAAUUCAGUCAUCAGCGUCUCAUGAGAUGCCAGUAAAUCUAAUAAAGGAGAUAAUCAAAUCAAGUGGAGAUAGUCUUCAUUAUCUUCGCAUACAAUGUCAUGAAAAUAACAACUUUGCUGAUGUUUGCUACGAAAUUCUUCCUUUGAUCCUUGCUUAUUCAUACAAUUUAUCCGCAAUCGAUCUGAUUAAUAUGGGCGUAGAAAACUUGACCGACCUAUUCAAUGCAUGUCCGAAUCUUGAGCAUCUGAAUGUGUAUUCAAAGAAUCUCUUACAGGCAUUUAGAGUUUUGUCUCGAAAACUUGUACCUAAUAUCAAAUCGCUUGAAAUUCACGUCGCGUCUUAUCAAGAUCUCGUUCCAUAUUAUCAAGAAUUACCAAUAGGGGAAGAAGCGCUCUUUGAUUUUCUAGAAGUCAUUUGUCAAAAUGUUAAACGUCUAUAUCUUCCCACUAUCAUGAUUGAUAAUGAAUAUCAAAGAAAUCUAGCUGACAUGUUUGGCAUUAAAGUAACUUGCGGGUCAAUGAAUGAUA
Ambispora leptoticha is the source of this 1534-nucleotide messenger RNA. The record is from the annotation of a GenBank genome assembly. NCBI's taxonomy places the organism in Eukaryota, Fungi, Glomeromycota, Glomeromycetes, Archaeosporales, Ambisporaceae.